GGGAGACGCCUUGCAUUCGACGCGCACGGCUGCCCACCGCAGCGCCGGUUGCAGCGCGCGUGGUCCCGACGGCGCGCGCCCGCCCGCGCGCAGCGCCGACGCCGCGCGGACGCGCCCGCGACGACUGAACACCACAGGAGGGACAUAGGCAAAGAUGAUGCGCGCGACGCUGACGCGCAAGAGUCAAAAGGCCGAGGCGCGGCGCCGCUCCUCGAAGAUCUGGAGCGACCUCGAAACAUUAAGAGAGGAGCGGCGCCAGUCCAAGGCCGCGCCGACGACGAAGAGAGAACGCGUCCUCGAGCAACUACGAGCGAGGUCCCUGGCGGUCUGCGAAUCCUCAAAAUUCAUGACCUUCAUGACCGUGCUGACGCUCUACGCUUUAUUUGGGGACGACGCGAAGCUGUGUCUGGCCGAUAGCACCGCGGACGAUGCCUUCGUCGUGGCCGCAAUCAUGUGCAUCAUCUUCUUCGGCGUCGAGAUCGUGCUGCAGUGCUUCGCCUACGCGUGGUACUUCCGGGGCUUUUAUUUUUGGGUGGACCUCGCUUCCACUCUCAGUAUCCUUACUGAGAUUCCCGCGGUGAUGGCGGAGGUCGCCAUACUAGUCGGUGGGAGCGGCGGCGAGAGCGCCGAGAUGCUCAAGGCGGGCAAGGUCUUGCGCGGCGUCCUCGUGCGAUCUUCUGACCUUUCUGCGACGUUCGUUCGAUUCCGGGGCCGUUCGGACCGCGCCGCGAUGCCGUCGCCGCGACGCCUCGACGUCGUCGCACGGCAUUCCCGUCACUCCGCGGCCGUUAGAGAGUGUACAAGAGCCUCGGAUCGAAGCCUCACGCGUCACCCACGCAGGCUGGAAGGGUCGGUACCAAAGCGACAAAAAUAAUUAGGAUCGUACGUUUAGUAAGGAUGGUCCGCGUCGUCAAAUUAUACAGGAUGACGGGCGACGUCGACGAGCUACGCAGAGAUGAUUCUUCAUUGGAGCCUUCUUCUGUCGGCAAAAAAUUAACUGAGAGACAAACCGUAAGGUUAAUAAGCAUGAUGCUGUCCAUGAUAUUGGUGCUGCCCUGGUUGUAUACGGAUUCGUUAUUGGACAACGCGCACAACUUCCAGCACGACUUCCUCAAGCAUCUCCACCAGUACCCGCAGGCAUACAACUUUAGUGGAGGUAUUUCUGUGGAAGACUUCCGGGAGCAGGUCCGGUUCUAUGGAAGGGAGUCGUACGAAUUGGGCUAUCCUCUAGCCUACCUCGAAGUGUGCGAACCCCAACCUUCAGAUGGUAGAUGGUCGUCGUGCCGGAGCAACGGUCAUAUAAAUGUAUUUGAACACUCUGAGCUGAGAAGCUGGUUAACCGAAGGUGAUCAGAAAUGGAGUUCAUUAGUGACGAACCCCGUCAAUGGGCUUGACAAGCCGGGGGUCAGCGGCGCGAGAAGGCGAGCGCGGAACGUGUUAUUGAAGCGCCUGAAGCAUAGAGAUAUGGAGUACUUUGUAGCAAGUGUUGUCGGUUGUUAUAAUGCCUCAGCACAGAUCAUGGAUGGUUUCCUUACGAGAGAACCGACGAAGAUAUCCGAAUCAACAGCAGGCGGCGCGUUGGGCCGCGGCGCGCGAUGUGAUGUGCAUGGGAACUGCAAGAAACCGGCCGAGAAGUUUGAUGAUUAUCGUUCAAAAAUGGAGCAGCCCACUUGUGUCAGUACGGCGGCUUUCUCCUUACGGUCGCAAACUAGACUGUUGGCUGGUCUGCAAUUAGUGAAGACCUUUGUGAUUAUGCUCCUCAUUGUGGGUGGCAGUGUAGCCUUCAACGCCGACGCCCAGGUCUAUGUCAUCGGUCCCAUCGAGCGGAUGAUGGCUCUCGUCGAGAAACUGUCAGAAAAUCCAUUAGGUGCUACACACCUAGACCUCACCUAUGAUGACGACAAAAAGGUGAGGGACCAAGGCUACGAGACCGUAUUGUUGGAACAGACGCUGGAGCGAGUCGGCGAGUUAUUACAAGUGGGGUUUGGGGCCGCCGGAGCCGAAAUCAUCGGGAAGAACAUGGCCGUGCACUCGUCCUUGAAUCCGAUGGUGCCGGGUAAAAAAAUAACGGCCAUCUACGGCUUUUGUGACAUUCGGCGGUUCACGGACACGACGGAGUGCCUGCAGGAGGACGUCAUGGCCUACGUGAAUCGACUUGGUAGUUUAGUGCACGGCUCUGCUCACAGUUAUUUCGGUGCCGCGAACAAAAAUGUCGGCGACGCCUUCUUGGUGUCGUGGAAAUUGUGCGAUGGCGAACUAAGUGGUUUUUCGUCCUUUGACGAUCAAGCGUCGGAAGAACAGAGAUUGAAGGCUAAUCAAGAUAUAAAGUGCUCGAUCGGCAAGGGGCGGAAAGUGUCUCCAUCUCAAUUGGCCGACGCGGCCAUCUGUUCAUUUUUAAGAUGCCAAUUAGAUUUGGAAGAGGCGAAUCGCGAGGGCGAGCUCCGGGAGUACUCUCAACGGCCGUCCGUGCAACAACGGUUCGGGAAUGGGUUCGCCGUCAAAAUGGGCUUCGGCAUGCACGUGGGCUGGGCCGUCGAGGGCGCUAUUGGUUCGUCUUUGAAGAUUGAUGCCACUUAUCUAAGUCCGCAUGUGGAGAUGAGUGAUCGGCUCGAGGCCGCGUCGAAGGUCUUUGGCACGCCCCUCAAUUUGUCGCAUUGGCUGCGGAACUUGGCCUCACCGUCAUUAUCUGCCGUAACUAGACCGGUGGCGCGCUUAAAAGCCGACGGCGUGUCCUCUCCCUUCGACGUGUUUGCGUUAGAUGUUACCGACAGGGUGUCGAACUUUGGGCGCCAGUUCUGCGACGCCGAAGAUUCGAAGGGCGACUUCGUGGACUGGGCCCACGCCGACGUCUUGAAGGUGCAGGCGUCGCUCCACCCCUUGUUCCGGUCGACGUGGAAGCAGGGCUACGAGGCGUUUUUGAAAGGCGACUGGGCUCUGGCGCGAAAGAUGUUUGCGGAGGCGGCCCGCCUCAAGCCGGGCGACGGGCCCGCCGCCUACCUCCUGUCUGUCAUGGCGCGUUACAACAACGCGCCGCCGGCCGGCUGGGACGGCGCGCACGUCCUCGACGGCUUCUAGAACAACAUAUCCCCUCCCCCUGUUCCUCCCCUUGUAGACCCCUGUGCCUCGUCUAAGAUGUGUCUGCUAU
Pelagomonas calceolata is the source of this 3145-nucleotide messenger RNA. The record is from the annotation of a GenBank genome assembly. NCBI's taxonomy places the organism in Eukaryota, Pelagophyceae, Pelagomonadales, Pelagomonadaceae.